AUGAAGGACCUUCAACACGAUCAUAUUGUUCGCUUCAUCGGAGCCUGCAUUGAUCCUCCACACUGCUGCCUCGUCAAAGAGUACUGCCCCAAAGGAAGUCUUCAGGAUAUCCUGGAAAACGAGGAGAUCAGGCUGGACUGGAUGUUCCGGUACUCGCUGAUGCACGAUCUGGUCAAGGGCAUGGCCUACCUGCACAACAGCGAGAUUCACAGCCACGGAAACCUCAAGUCGUCAAACUGCGUCGUCGACAGUCGCUUUGUGCUCAAGAUCACGGAUUUCGGUCUGCACAACUUGAGGGUGUACGACGAGAACGAAAACGAAGACACCUACGCUUAUUGGAGGCGGAAAUUAUGGACUGCGCCAGAAUUGCUGCGCGCCCAGGAGCCGCCAGUUAACGGCACACAGAAGGGUGAUGUGUAUUCUUUCGCCAUUAUUUCUCACGAGAUCGCCGUUCGUCAAGGCGCUUUUUACCUGGGCAACAUCGACAUGAGUCCAAAAGAGGUCGUGGAGCAGGUUAUGUCCGAGUCGAAGCCCCUGUUCAGGCCAGUCUUCGACGAGAUGGACUGCCCCGACGAGGUCCGACUCCUGAUUACCAAGUGCUGGGCUGGAGAUCCCGCCGAAAGGCCCGACUUCCAGACACUCAAGUCCCUUAUAAGGAAGCUCAACAAAGAAUCCGAGAGUGGCAACAUCCUGGACAACCUUCUGUCUCGGAUGGAACAGUACGCCAACAACUUGGAGUCUCUGGUCGAGGAGCGAACAUCUGACUACCUCGAGGAGAAACGCAAAGCUGAGGAUCUCCUUUAUCAACUUCUUCCCAGAUCUGUAGCGAGUCAGUUAAUCAAGGGCCAAUCAGUACGAGCGGAAUCGUACGACAUCGUCACCAUAUACUUCAGUGACAUCGUCGGCUUCACAUCACUUUCCGCACAAAGUACUCCUAUGCAGGUGGUGGAUUUGCUCAACGAUCUCUACACCUGCUUCGAUUCUGUAAUUGAGAACUUCGACGUAUACAAGGUUGAGACCAUCGGCGACGCCUACAUGGUCGUGUCCGGGAUUCCCGUGCGCAACGGUAUCAUGAACGCCCGGGAGAUAGCGCGGAUGUCCCUGGCGCUCCUCAAGCAGGUCCUCUCCUUCAAGAUCCGACAUCGACCGGGAGAGAAGCUCAAUCUACGCAUCGGCAUCCACACGGGUCCAUGUGCGGCCGGCGUCGUCGGUCUCAAAAUGCCCCGCUACUGCCUCUUCGGAGACACUGUCAACACGGCAUCGAGGAUGGAGUCUAACGGAAUGCCUUUGAGAAUUCACGUGAGCACUCCCACCAAAGAGGUAUUAGACACCUUUAAGACGUUUCAGCUGGAACUUCGAGGAGAAGUAGAAAUGAAGGGCAAAGGAAAAAUGACCACUUACUGGCUCCUCGGAGAGCAAGAACCCGAUGCCAUUGCUUUGGGUCCUAACACAGCUGGACCACAGUCGGACGUCCGCAAAGAAACCAAGAUUUGACCCCCGAGUCCUCGAAGAACUACCAAGAGCUCAAAAGCACCGCCGAUAGGGUAGUGACGUGCAACACGAGAACACGUCACCCUCGCGGCGCCCAGGACCGAUACCUUUCACGGUGUCCACGCAGAGGAGUUUGUCUACGUCUAUCGUUGGACAGGAGAAAGGGUUCACCCAGAUCGUGUUCCCGUCG
This is a messenger RNA of Ixodes scapularis (black-legged tick), 1681 nucleotides long. RefSeq names its product atrial natriuretic peptide receptor 2. The record is from RefSeq and is a predicted model, not a curated record. Gene Ontology annotation, biological process: protein phosphorylation; cGMP biosynthetic process; intracellular signal transduction. Gene Ontology annotation, molecular function: peptide receptor activity; protein kinase activity; guanylate cyclase activity. NCBI's taxonomy places the organism in Eukaryota, Metazoa, Arthropoda, Arachnida, Ixodida, Ixodidae. Bases 1 to 1494 code for a protein of 497 amino acids. The transcript is spliced from 11 exons.